This is a messenger RNA of Pseudovirgaria hyperparasitica, 1041 nucleotides long. RefSeq names its product ubiquitin-like protein. Gene Ontology annotation, molecular function: zinc ion binding; ubiquitin protein ligase binding; protein tag activity. Gene Ontology annotation, cellular component: nucleus; cytoplasm. Lineage: Eukaryota; Fungi; Ascomycota; Dothideomycetes; Acrospermales; Acrospermaceae. The record is from RefSeq and is a predicted model, not a curated record. Gene Ontology annotation, biological process: modification-dependent protein catabolic process; protein ubiquitination. The coding region runs from base 215 to 739 and encodes 174 amino acids. The transcript has 2 exons.
ACCUCCUGCCUACCAUUACACUACUUACCUCACUAUCUAUCUACCUACGCUAUCUAUCUCCGUCAUCACCUGCGCCUCGGCUUUAACAUCUACCGGCCUCUUAUCUGCAACAUCUGCUUCAACUCCCUGUCCUUCUCUUUCGUCCUCCUCGCCGUCGUCGUCAUCGUCGUCUUUCCGAACCCAGCUCAACUACACUCAACCCAGACUCUUCAAGAUGCACUCCUUCUCCAGGUCCAAUUCCAUCACAUCGCUCUCCUCGGCAUGCUCGGAUAUGGAUGACACCAUGCAGAUCUUCGUCAAGACCAUCACUGGUGACACGUUGCCAAUCACCGUACCUUCGUCAACAUCAAUCUCGACGCUUCGUCAACUUAUCGCACUGCGAACAAACCUCCCAGCGCAAGACCUCCGCCUCGUGCACGCCGGCAAGCACCUGAUAACAUCCGCCAAGUCAGACCCAAGCUUAGCAGAGUGCUCAAUAACUCGGGAUUCAACGUUACACCUUGCGAUGCCUUUGCGCGGCGGAGCGCCAAAGAAGAUCCGGUGCUCGUUCAAGGAGUGCAAAGACGCUGCCCAACGGAUAGUCGGCGAUUGCGGCUUUUGCUCCGGGCACUUUUGCGGCAGGCACCGGCUGCUGGAGGACCACAAAUGUUCUGGUCUGGAAGACUGCAAGAAGGAAUGCCAUCAACAAAAUGCCGAUAAGCUCAAUUCCGAGAGGACCGUUGCCAUAAAGGGCGUUUAAAUACACGGUUAUGCUGUGGCAUAUCGUGCCGCGCUGCGAACGAAUCUUUUUCCAUAUACGUUGACUGUCGGCGCAUUGAGCAGUUGGGUUUCUGCAAGUCUCUAGCGAUUUUGCUUGCUUGCUCGCAUUUGGGUUCGCCUUGGAGUUUGUUUUGCGAUUCGCCUGCCGUCAACCAGGCGUCCGUUUUUAUCGCAACUUUAGACAGUCUUGUUAUGUAUCUCCUACCACGAUAAUCUCCAAUGCACGUGCCUCAGGCGCAACUUGAACAUUCACGAUCCCCAUACUUUCACUUCUUUACAGUG